CUGUUUGUGGAAUCAAUGGAAUUCUCAGAACAUAUUAAAACAGCAAACGUUGACGAUGUUGUGCUGAAACAACCUUUCCACGCGCCGAUGAAAGGAACACUGUGCGUGACUGGCCACCACCUACUUUUCUCUGACAGGAGUGGAGACAGCUCCUGGCAACUUCUUUUAUUGCUUAGAAACAUCGAUGCCAUCGAGAAAAGUGUGGAGAACCUGCUGGGAUACUCCAGCACAGGCUCAAAUAUCAGGCCGGUGGGAUCCUCUGGCACCAUCACAAUUAAAUGUAAGGACUUAUGCAUUCUUCAGCUGGACAUUCCAGGCAUGGAGGAAUGUCUGAAUGUGGCCAGAUCCAUUGAGGCUCUUUCUUCAUUGGACAAUGUCACAGAAAUGUACCCAUACUUCUAUAGACCUUCUUGGCUUAGUCUAGAUGACCAAUGGGGCUUAUCAACUCUAGAGAAGCAUUAUGAUCAGUUAGGGGCUCUGCAGGUCAAGUGGAGGCUGAGUAAUGCCAACUCGGACUUCUCCGUCUGUCCUUCAUAUCCACCCGCUGUCAUCGUGCCUCAGUCUGUAGAUGACCAGAUGCUGGUGAAGGCUGCCCGCUUCAGACAGGGAGGACGCUUCCCAGUGCUUAGCUACUACCAUCAAAAAAACGGCAUGGUGAUUUUGCGCAGCAGCCAGCCGCUGACGGGAGCCAAUAGGAAACGCUGCAAGGAGGACGAGCUCUUCCUACAGGCUGUGAUGGACGGGUCAGAGAGAGCUUACAUCAUAGACACCCGUUCUGCCCAGCAAGCCCAACAGGCCAGGAUGACGGGGGGCGGCUUCGAGUCCAAGUCCUGUUAUAACUCAUGGAAGAGACUCCAUCGCCACAUGGAGAGGGGUAAGGUCCUCCAGGAGAGCCUUAUAAAGCUGGUUGAAGCGUGCGGAGACCAGUCACACAGCAUGGACCGCUGGCUCAGCAAGCUGGAGAACUCCAAGUGGCUCUCCCAUGUCCAUAGUGCAUUGUCCACAGCAGGGCUGGUGGCAGAGUGUGUGGAGAGGGAUGGCCACUCUGUCCUGGUUCACGGUUCUGAAGGCACUGAUACCACCCUGUUAGUGUGUACUUUGGCUCAGCUGAUACUGGACCCAGAGUCCCGCACGCUGAAAGGCUUCCUCAGUCUGCUGGAGAGGGAGUGGGUACAGGCAGGUCAUCCCUUCCAGCUGCGCUGUGCCCACUCGGCCUACUCCCACACCCGUCUAAGGCAGGAGGCUCCGGUCUUCCUGCUGCUGCUGGACUGCGUAUGGCAGCUCGGCCGGCAGUUCCCUCUGGCGCUGGAGCUGGGCGAGCCACUGUUGCUCCGGCUAGCCCGGGAGGCCUACGCCUCCGACUUUGGGACCUUCCUCUGCAACAACGAACAAGAACGAUGUGUACUUGAAGUGAAAGACAGGACACACUGUUUGUUCCAGUUCCUGUUAAGGUCCAGUGAGAGGGAGCACUACGUCAAUCCGCUGUACGAACCGACAGACCUUGCUAUCUGGCCCUCUGUGCAGCCCCAGUCCCUGCACCUCUGGACAGGGUUGUUCCUGAGGUGGAGCGAUCAUACCCAGACCAUGGAGGAGGUGCGGGAAGAGAUCUGGAGCAUUGUGACACAACACUGUGGCAGGGGCUGAGAUCCACUGAACAGGCCCAUGUCAUCACUGCAUCAAGUGUCUUACAGAUGCCUAUACACUCUGAAAUAAUCAGCCUCACAAAGGACAGUGAGGAGGAAAUGCAGACUAGACAUUGAUCAAGCUUGGUGAUCAGAAGAGCUUUGGAUUAACCCACCUGUUGUUUUGACUUACAGCACUUCAAACCCUAUGAAUGUGAGCACAUCUCCUUGUCACGGGCACAUACAUUAUAGUCUACAUUUGUCAAAUUAUGUAUUCUAUAUAAUCUAUAUUUUAUUGCCAUAUUUUCUUUAACUGCUGUAAAUAUUUUUGAGUCUGGCUAGCCUAUAAUUAAAAUAUUUCAUAUUUGAAAAGUGCUUCCACAACAAAUGUA
Messenger RNA from Alosa alosa (allis shad), 2014 nucleotides. RefSeq lists its product as uncharacterized. NCBI's taxonomy places the organism in Eukaryota, Metazoa, Chordata, Actinopteri, Clupeiformes, Clupeidae. The record is from RefSeq and is a predicted model, not a curated record. The coding region runs from base 16 to 1644 and encodes 542 amino acids. The transcript is spliced from 11 exons. Gene Ontology annotation, biological process: negative regulation of autophagy.